GCAGCCGCGGCAGCGGUGGCACAGCGGCGGGCGGCGGAGGCACAGAGAGCUGGAGCUUGGACUGUCUCUAGCACGCCGGGGUACCAGCCGACAGCCGGAGACGACCCAGCGGAGGACGCGGGGGCCGGGUCCCUGCCUCUGUUGCCGCCACGGGGCGCUCCCUCCCUUCUACCCGAGUCCGGCCACCUGGUCUUCCUCUCGGCCCCGGCCACCGCAGGGUCGUCUCUGCUCCAACAAAAGAAGGUCUCACCCAAACCUCAUUCAAGAAAUUUAUCCGGAGGGAAGAAUCCAGGAGAGUGACUACCCUCUGUCAGGGUGGCAGAGGACAGCUGAACAGCCCGAACAGCCACAAGAUUGAACAAAAUGAAGCCAGGAAGCUUCUGGCCGCAUCUUGCCCUACUUGGGGUCUCCCUGCCGGCUGUGCUGGGAUGGAUGGACCAUGGAGCCAGCAGAAGCCCGAGUGUGGUUCUGCAAGAGUCGCAGGCAGAGGAAACCAGAGACUUUGAAGUCACAAGAAGAGAAGGUCUUCCCAGCCCUGGGCUGUCAGCCUCCUGCGGGAAGAAACUCUGCAGCCACGGGAGCAGGUGCUUGCCUGACAGGGUGACAGGGCAGCCCUCGUGCCACUGUGUGGAGGUGUGCAGGCCCCGCUACAUGCCUGUGUGUGGCUCCGAUGGGAGGCUCUAUGGGAACCACUGUGAGCUUCGCCGUGCAGCCUGCCUGCUGGGCACGCGGAUUGUCAGCGUGCACAGCAAGGACUGCUUCCUCAAAGGUGACAUGUGCACCAUGGCUGGCUAUGCUCGUCUCAAAAAUGUCCUUCUGGCACUCCAGAGCCAAAGACAGCUGCUCCAACAAGGAACCAACAGGCAGAGCCUCGCCUCCCAGAAGCGCCUCUUGGUGGAGUCGCUCUUUAGGGACUUGGAUACGGAUGGCAAUGGCCACCUCAGCAGCUUGGAGCUGGCUCAGUAUGUACUAAAGGAGCAGGACCUGGACGGUUCCCUGAAGGGAUGCUCAGCAGGUGAUCUCCUGCGAUUUGAUGACUAUAAUAGCGACGGCUCCUUGACUCUUGGAGAGUUCUACACAGCCUUCCAGGUGAUUCAGCUGAGCCUCGCCCCCGAGGACAAGGUCAGUGUGACCACAGUGACUGUGGGGCUGAGCACCGUGCUGACCUGCGCUAUUCGUGGGGACCUGAGGCCACCAAUCAUCUGGAGGCGCAAUGGGCUCACUCUGAGCUUCCUGGGCCUGGAAGACAUGAAUGACUUUGGAGAGGAUGAUUCCCUGUACAUCACCAAGGUGACCACAAUCCACAUGGGCAACUACACCUGCCAUGCCAUGGGCCAUGAGCAGCUGUUCCAGACCCACGUCCUGCAGGUGAAUGUGCCACCAGUCAUCCGUGUCUAUCCAGAGACCCAGGCACAAGAGCCUGGAGUAGCAGCCAGCCUUCGAUGCCACGCUGAGGGCAUUCCCAUGCCCAGAAUCAUUUGGCUGAAAAAUGGCAUGGAUGUCUCAGCCCAGAUGUCCAAACAGCUUUCCCUCUUGGCCAAUGGAAGUGAACUCCACAUUGGCAGUGUACGCUAUGAAGACACAGGGGCAUAUACAUGCAUUGCCAAGAAUGAAGUGGGCGUGGACGAAGAUAUCUCCUCCCUCUUCAUUGAGGACUCGGCUAGGAAGACCUUAGCAAACAUCUUGUGGCGGGAAGAAGGCCUCAGCGUGGGAAAUGUGUUCUAUGUCUUCUCUGACGACGGCAUCAUUGUCAUCCACCCUGUGGACUGUGAGGUCCAGAGACGCCUGAAGCCUACAGAGAAGAUCUUCAUGAGUUAUGAAGAAAUCUGUCCUCAUGGGAAAGGAGAUGCCUCCCAGCCUUGCCGGUGGGCAUCUGCAGUCAAUGUCCGGAACCGGUACAUCUACGUGGCCCAGCCAGCACUGAACAGAGUCCUCGUGGUCGACGUUCAAGCCCAGAAAGUCUUACAGUCCAUAGGUGUGGACCCUCUGCCAGCUAAGCUGUCCUAUGACAAGUCACAUGACCAAGUGUGGGUCCUGAGCUGGGGGGACAUGCACAAAUCCCAACCAAGCCUGCAGGUGAUCACCGAAGCCAGCGCUGGCCAGGGCCAACACCUCAUCCGAACACCAUUUGCAGGAGUGGAUGACUUCUUUAUACCCCCAACAAACCUCAUCAUUAAUCACAUCAGGUUUGGCUUCAUCUUCAACAAGUCUGACUCUGCUGUCCACAAAGUUGACCUGGAGACUCUGCUGCCCCUCAAGACUAUUAGCCUGAAGCACCAUGGCUGCAUGCCUCAAGCCAUGGCCCACACCCACCUGGGUGGCUACUUCUUUGUGCAAUGCCAACAGGACACCCCUACCUCUACAGGCCCACAGUUGCUCAUCGACAGUGUCACAGACUCGGUGCUGGGCCCUAACACUGACAUCACAGGCACCCCCCACAUGUCCCCUGAUGGACGCUUCAUCGUCAGUGUCUCCAACAAGGGCCCCUGGCUACACGUGCAGGAGGUCACAGUGCGGGGGGAAAUCCAGACCCUAUAUGACCUAAAAAUAAACCCGGGCAUCUCAGACUUGGCAUUUCAGCAUUCCUUCACUGAAGGCAAUCAGUACAACGCCUUUGCCACUCUCGACAAGGAGCCAGACCUGCUGUUCCUUGAGCUGUCUACUGGGAAAAUGGGCAGGCUGAACUUAAAGGAGCCACCCACUGGGCCAGCCUCACCCUGGGGUGGACCACGCAGAAUCCUGAGGGACAGCGGGCUCUUUGGACAGUACCUCCUCACGCCAGCUCAAGAGUCGCUGUUCCUAAUCAACGGGAGACAAAACGCCCUGAGAUGCGAGGUGUCGGGCACAAAGGGUGUGGCCACGGUGGUGUGGGUCGGGGAGGUAUGAAAGGGCCCUGUAAGGAACCUUGGGUCCAGGAGUACCACCUCAGUCCUGACACCACAACCCCAAACCAGGCGCACUGUACAUUUCACAGACAAAAAAAGCCAAACCCUGUACUUCGCUUUGUGGUUCAACACUGAUCUCCUUGCAAGUUCCCUAGUAUAAGGUACACGCUGCAACCAAGAUUGGGGGGUUCCAGUCAGAUGUAUGACUUAAUGCCUUGAGUUGUGACGAGAACACAUGCUGCUGUGUGCAAGGAAAUCAUCUCUGUUCCUGGCUGCACACCACGUCGCCUGGGGACACCACAGAACUGAGGGAUCCUGCUGCCCAGGCUGACACUUCCGUCGAUUGCCUUCACAUGGUCAUUAUCCUAACCCGCCAGCCCCAGCCAGUGUCCUGAGGGAGUGGCCCGGGGCAGCCCCUCUUGGUGGGCUAGCCUUCUACCCUGCUGGGGAUCUCACUUGCUCCUUCCUGGACGCUGCUUGCUUACUUUCCCAGCUGAGUGCUGCACCCCUGAGGGAGAGCCUCUGAAACUUACUACACCUUGGGGGAUGGGGAAAUCACUUGCUUUAUUUUGGAAUUUUUGAUUAAAACUAAUUUUUUUAUAAUCUCAAAUUUGAGGACACAGAAAGAUGCUCUCCAAGGUCCGGUUAUAUUCUUCCCUGCCUUAGGCCAAGUCUCUGAGGGAAGAGGGUCCCAGCCGUACAUCCCAUGUACAGAAAAAAAUAGACAUCCAAGAAAUAGCGGCCCUCCACACCAUUGUGUUGGCCCAAGUGCAGUCCAUAACUGCUGUGUUAAAAUCCAUGCUGGGACCUCAAGAGACCAAGCUGAGCCCCAUGUGCCUGCUUUUCACUAUAGAAAGGCAACACGUUAUUAGGGAAGCCUAGUUCACCAGCAGAACCGCAGACCCAGGGCAGACCAGGCUUUCCUGGGAAGGUGUAGGCAGCCUCUGGGCUCAAUGCCAAAAUCCAGAAGCCAUGAGUGCCAUCCAUCUAGAGUCCUAAGGCUGUAUUUCUGCAGGAGUGGUCCACACUGAUUCCUCAGCCCUUGUCACCACACGGCAAGAGAGCCCUUUUCCCUAAGUGUUUUCAUUCCCACACUCUAAUCUACACUUUCCAAAGUGCAGAGCCACAAAGAGCUGUGUCAGUCCCUCCUGUCUGCCUGUGGUCCCCUGCAGUAGGCUCUCAGGCCAUCAAGAAGAGGCACAACCCAGCCAGCCCGUGUCAGAGACUCUCAACAAAAAAGAAACCCCCACCCAGGUUUCCCAGAACGCUCCUGUCCUCUCCCAUGUCUGUGAUCAAAACUUAUUGGCUUUCUAGUUCAAAUGAUUAUUCUGCAAGUCCUACAGCAUUAAGACAGUGGGUCUACCCCAGACAUUUCAGCUAACUUAGUCACUUUUACCUACCAACAGUGGCCAUGACUUUGAAAACACAGACUGAACCUCACUCCCGCUUCCUGCAUGAGUGCUUAACCCCCAUUGCUCACUCCAGUUUCCUGCCGCUAGUCUGGCCUCUCCCAUAUUUCCUCUCUCUUGGUCCACUAAACUGUCCUGUACAGUCCACGGCAGUUACCUCUACAUGUGCUACCAUGUUUCAGAUUUGGGUAAUAGCAAGACACAGAGGUUGAAGAUGCUGACCUUAGAGGCCUAAUAGCUGGGUUAGAUGGUGAUACUUCUUACCCCUUUUUAUCUGCCUCGGUAUAUUGAUGUGAUUCUGGAGUCCCAUAUGUAUUCACUCAUCUCUUCCAAUUUUCACACAUUUCUCCUUUUGGAACAAUAGUGUCUGCCUCAGGCAGAAGACUCCCUGAGCCUCAAAGAGGCAGAGUAUCGUCUCCCCAAAGCCCACUGAGGCCAGGGUACCCACCCUCUUUGGAUGAAGUAUUCUGAAGUCAAAAGGCCAGUCCAGUCCCCAAACUGGAAGAAAGCAGGAGUGCCAUUUGGCCACUGUCCCCCAUCUCUGCACAUUCCUGGAAGGCACCCCCAGAUUUCUUUUUGUUCUGGUCAAGUUACUGGAGACAACCAGCAUAUGUCCAGGGACCUGCAUGCAAAUCCUCAUUAAAGCAAAAACUCAGAAACCUGAAGCCUCGUCCAGAUUUCAGUAGUCACAAAAGCAGAAUGGUUUACUGGCAGUGACAGCACAGUGAAGGCAGAAGACCACAGGGAAAUCUUUUGCCUGGCUUCCCCCUCCUUCACUUUGGGGCCAGAAGAGACUCAUGAGUCAAGUUUAAACCCUCUGGCAGAAGAUGGCAGCCACACAGUGAGCGAGUCUCCUGCAACAAGCCCAGCCUGUGGGGGUUGUUCUGAAGAACACAAAGAUUAACAGCCAAUCAUUUACCCAGAAAGGAUUGGUUUAACCAAGAAAAUCACCAGGAAAGCUGUUUACAUAAACCCCAUCCAUAGUUCUUAACAUUCAACUGUUCUUUUCCUUCCAGAAAACAAAUUCUAUGCACGCAUAGCUACUGGUUCUCCUUCUGCCCCAAAGUCCUCGCUCUUAACAUCCUACCCAGCCAUCCCAGAAUGCAUAAAAGAGAGCUUUCCUGCUUCUGACUGAGUGUGUGACCCUCAUGUCCAAACAGGCCUGAGGGUGGGCCACUCCCAAUAUGGUAAAGGAUCUCUUCAGUUCCCAAGCCACACAAUUAUCCUACUGCCUUCCUGAAUUGCAGGAGGAGGUUGGAAGAGGCCUGAAGUCAUGGCUAGGAUCAAAUGCUAAUGCCAAACUAGAUACUCUGAUGUAGAGAGUGAGCAUCCACCAAGGAAGGUGGUCCAGUCCCUCUGCUCUGUAACCCCCAAGUGAACUAGCUUCCCCUCAACCUGCUCUCUGUUCAGAAAAGGAUUCCCAACAGAAGGGAAACACCCCAAGGAGGCUGCUUGCUACCCCAAACAAAGCCAAGAGCAGCAGCUUGCUGCCACAGUGCAUGGGAACAAUGCAGGAGUUGGUUUUGUACAGCUGUAUCUUCUUGUUCGUCUGAUGACCAAUAACCUGUGAACUAAGGGAGAUCUCAGAACUGAGAUGUGAAACAGAUUCGCUCUGGAUAUAUUUUUGUACCACGGGCUAAAGUGUAGUUGCUUCAUUUUAUCAUGUGCUUCAUUCAAAUACCACUAAUGCUGAACCAUCUUCCCUAACAAGCACCACAACUUUCUCGAACCCUCCCCCCCCCUCCAGAAGCAAGCCUCCUGGGGGACUGCUGCCACUCCCCUCCCACCUGCACACCAAUCUACCUCACAUCUUCCUUCCGGGCACCCAGCACCCCCAGAACGCCACCCCAGGAGGCCAGAGAUGAUGGAAGACUACUAUAGUACUAACUCGGAAGUCCUCCAUCAGCCCCGCCCCAGUCCCACUCCAUGUGUGAUCAGAACCCUGGGACAGCACCUUGCUGUUGAGAAUCACAGCCCAAACCCUAGUUCCUAGUCCGACAGAGUGAGAAGCUGAAAAUCAGAGAGAGAGCUGGUGACAUUUCAUUUCAGCCCAGUCUCACACUAGGCAGUCUGCCCUCUCACCUUCUCCAUUAUCAUUCACUUUCUUCCUGGUUCCCUCCCUGUGUCCCAGGCCCCCUGCUCCAGAGUUCCCCUGUGAUGGCCCUCAUCCUUCAAGGAGCAACAGCGCUAUCACACCAGCUUCACGUGUCCUUUGCCCACAUGCCCCUUGCUUUGAGGGUUCAAAUGAGAAGUCACUCACAGACCAGAUGCUGCCAUUUGCUCUCAAGCCACCACAGAGGCAACAUGGUUUUGCUCAAGAACAUAACCGACUGCCUAGGUUUGGUUUCUCUCCACAACCAGAGAUGGUAAGUGGGAUACUUAAAAGAUCCAACAGGAGCAGGACACCACAAGAUGCCAAACAGCUGGUGGAAAGCAAGCCACUGUCUUGGUUGUCACACUGGCUUGAGGAUCUGGGUGUCUUGGCUGGGCCCAUGGGCUUGGGCAUCAGCUUCCCAGCAGAUACCUCGAGAUAAUAAGCAAGCAUCCACAUUCUCCUCUGGCUCUUUGGGCAUCUAGCUGGGAAGUGUAAUUUAACCACACACAAUGGGUGAAAUUAUGGGAUAUGUAAGGAGAGAAGAAAUGGACUUCCAGAAUUCACAGUGAGGCUUCUUCAGCUGGCGCCAGUACAUUUAGGAUGGUUUUUUCUUUCUACACAAAGUCACAGCUUAUGUACCCUUCUUUCCAAGCUCAACUUAAUGAUUAUGUUACAGUCCAUUUCCCACGGCUCACUCCCUCGUUAGUUCUUACCAUUCAUGGAGUACCAGCUUCCCAUCAACCAUACAGGUAUCACAUGGCCUCUACCCAUGAUGCCUCACUGCUUUAGCGUUCCAAUGAAAAGUCACUCGUGGCCUAGAAAGCAUGGCCCUAGAAAGCAUGACAACUCUUGAGAACCCUGCCUACAGCCCACAAAACCUUGUAUAUGGACUGGCCCCCCACACCAAGCCUUGGUGACAUGUUGCUCUCCACAGCUCACCUUCUGGAAAAAGGGAAACUGGCAGUGGCUUCGAGGUUCGGGGGCGGGGGGGCUCUUAAACCCUAAACCCACUGUCUAGAAUGCUAUCUCCAGAGAUGGGAGAGAAACAAGCCUGCAGGCGACCAGAUCCAAACCCACUGUGCCCCUGGUGGUAACUCCCCACAUUCAUACCCUCCUGCCUGCCUCCUCCACCCUCUCUCCCUGCCCUGGCUCCAAGGGCUCUUCACCUUCCCCAGUGCUGCUGCCCUGCUUCCUGAAGGCUGUGUAAAAUGACCCAAAGUGAAACUGGGCAUGAAGUUUUGCUGGAGUGGUCGCACACCGUUUCACGCUAUUGUGUCGCUGAAUGACCUUCAAGUUGUGGAACCCCAUGCACACCAUCAAGAGAGUCGUCCUUUCCCCACCUCAGAAAAACCCUUGGAUCUCUUACAUUGAGGCAGGCUACAUUCUUUUGAGCAGUUGUGUAGACUCCAAAAUAUAUUUUCUGUAAUCAGUAUUUCUCAGAAGGCCGCCUGUAAUUAUUAUACACAUGUGAAUUUUUUCCUUAUUUAUAAGAUAUAUAAAAAUUAUUUUUAAUACAUCAACUUUAGUAGAAAUUUGUACCAACACAGUAACAGUAUGUGGCAUUUGAAAUAAGUUUGUGUUUAUUUUGAUGUAUGACACAGUAUUGAACACAUGAUGUAUUUACUGUACCACUUGACAAAAAAAAAACAAAAAAAGACAGAUUAUCAUAAAGUA
Mesocricetus auratus (golden hamster) is the source of this 8063-nucleotide messenger RNA. It is a transcript of the gene Fstl4, whose product is annotated as follistatin like 4. NCBI's taxonomy places the organism in Eukaryota, Metazoa, Chordata, Mammalia, Rodentia, Cricetidae. The transcript is spliced from 17 exons. The record is from RefSeq and is a predicted model, not a curated record. Bases 364 to 2886 code for a protein of 840 amino acids. Gene Ontology annotation, biological process: multicellular organism development; regulation of BMP signaling pathway; cell differentiation. Gene Ontology annotation, molecular function: protein binding; calcium ion binding.